Phaedon cochleariae (mustard beetle) is the source of this 990-nucleotide messenger RNA. NCBI's taxonomy places the organism in Eukaryota, Metazoa, Arthropoda, Insecta, Coleoptera, Chrysomelidae. The record is from the annotation of a GenBank genome assembly.
AUGGUGCAUGAAUCAUUCAUAUGGAUUUUUAAUUGGAAACUACAUUGCUAUAUCGUUAAUAGUGCAUACAAAAUACCAAUAAUAUGUAUUAUAAUGGAAAAUAAUACACCGCUAUUUCAGUUUGAUGCAGAAUUUAGAAGAUUCAGCCUAGAAAGAAACUCACAGCAUACAUUUGAAGAAUUUAGUACACUUGUUGAAAGGUUGCACAGCUUGAAAGACAUACCCUUCCUCGUUUCCUACAUUGACCCUAGUGAUCAAGACCUUCUACCAAUCAACAAUGAUGAUAAUUUGAGAAGGGCACUUGUUAAUGCCAAACCAUUACUGAGGGUUAUAAUACAAAGAAAAGGAAAUAGUCUAGAGGAUUUGAAUGGGUAUGGGACAUUGAAACCAAGGAAUCUCAUUUCAACUAUACUAGGGGGUACCCCUACAAAAGCCAAAACUCUUCCAAUCUCUAAUCCUCAUGACUUUAGACAAGUUUCAGCCAUCAUAGAUGUAGAUAUAGUACCAGAGACUUGUAGAAGAGUAAGACUGCUCAAACAUGGAUCUGAUAAGCCCUUGGGGUUUUAUAUAAGAGAUGGAACAAGCGUUAAAGUGACCCAAAAUGGUCUUGAAAAGAUCCCAGGCAUAUUCAUUUCUCGCCUGGUUCCUGGGGGUUUAGCAGAAUCCACAGGUCUUCUAGCUGUCAAUGAUGAAGUCCUGGAAGUGAAUGGCAUAGAAGUGGCUGGAAAAACCCUGGACCAAGUCACAGACAUGAUGGUGGCCAACAGCUCCAAUCUGAUCAUAACUGUCAAACCUGCCAACCAGAGGACAGUGGGUCCACCUAGAAGAGGCAGCUUCGGCAGGAGCUCACACAUGUCGAGCGGCUCCCACCAGUCUAACACGACGGCCGGCUCUGACCCCGAGGACAAGUACGACCAGGACGAGAUCGUGGACCUGACGCAGGUCAACGCGGAGGAGUCUUUGAAAGAGGACGGGAUCCUGCAUCUCUGA